Doryrhamphus excisus (bluestripe pipefish) is the source of this 1404-nucleotide messenger RNA. RefSeq names its product dual specificity phosphatase 11 (RNA/RNP complex 1-interacting) (gene dusp11). Lineage: Eukaryota; Metazoa; Chordata; Actinopteri; Syngnathiformes; Syngnathidae. The record is from RefSeq and is a predicted model, not a curated record. Gene Ontology annotation, biological process: protein dephosphorylation. Gene Ontology annotation, molecular function: polynucleotide 5'-phosphatase activity.
CCGGAAUUCAGACAUAGCGUCAUCAUGACGUCAUAUACGUGCGACGCUUCCGCUGUUCGAGCAGAAAUGAAACUCUUAGCUAACUCGAAGCGAUUGGAAUACUUUUGCGUUUAAACUACACUGUUGUUUUUAAUUACGUCGUUUUUAAAAUAAGGCCGCGCGUCCAUGUUUGUAUCGCUAUCUUAAAAAGUUCAAACUAAGAAGACUCCGAAAUGCCUCGACACAAUGGCAUUCCAGACAGGUGGCUGGACUACAACGCUGUCGGCAAACGACUCGACGGGACUCGUUUUGUUGCCUUCAAAGUUCCCCUCAACCAGUCGCUGAAUAGCCAACUCUCGCCCUCCGAGGUGUUUGGGCCGUGGGAGCUGCUGGACGCCAUCAGAAGAGACCACCAAGAACUGGGUCUCAUCAUCGACCUGACCUUCACCACACGCUACUACCGGCCGCAGGACCUGCCCGCAUCCCUGCUCUGCGUCAAGAUCUUCACGGGGGGUCACGUGGUUCCCAACGAUGACACCAUCUUGGCCUUCAAACGUGCCGUGCGCCGCUUCCUGCGGGACAACGCCGAUAACGACAAGCUGAUUGGCGUCCACUGCACGCAUGGGCUCAACCGCACUGGUUACAUGAUCUGCAGGUACCUGAUCGACGUGGACGGGAUGGACCCCGCAGAGGCAGUGGAGCUCUUCAACUCGUCUCGCGGACACGCCAUAGAGCGACAAAACUACAUCAACGACCUUCACAGCGGACGCAAGCGAAGCAACAAGGGCAUGAGCCAGUGUCCGCUGGAGUUCAUCAAGGGCACCGUUGGCACUCGGCCGCGAGAACGUCAAGACAAGAGACGGUGUGACCAACCCCCACAUGGUAUCCCUGAAGAGGAACGCCCCACAUAUGGCUGCUUCCAACCAGGCCGGCCCCCACGCGAGUCCCCCCAACAUGGCUGGCACCCACGCGGCGCCCGGCAACAUUACCCGCCCGCACGUGGCCGCCACCCACACGGCACAUUCUCCCUUCCUCGGGUCGCCCUUCCCCCAUACGGACGGGGGUCAGCGCACCCGGCCGACGAGUGGGUACGACCCCAAUAUGCUCAAGCCCGCGGACAAGUGCAGCGCCCCCGCCGUCCCUCGAGGCACUACACCCCCGGAUGGGCCAACCAACAGAGUGGUGACAGAUGGGGGGGUGCGGGGCCAGGUUGGUGACGCCCUGAACAUGUCAACGGAUGGAGCAACAUGUACUUUUCAUGAACAGUAAAGCAGGUCUUUUUGUGUCUUAAUUGGAAACCAGGCUGGGAAUGCUAACGCUUGACUAGCUUCCUUGGGGCUAUCAAUUGGGGGAAUCCCAAGGUUACCAUGACAACCAAUGCUUUUGGGCGGCAGCCCAACAAAUGAAAUAAAACGAAUUUAAAUG